Messenger RNA from Oncorhynchus masou masou (cherry salmon), 4159 nucleotides. RefSeq lists its product as uncharacterized. The record is from RefSeq and is a predicted model, not a curated record. NCBI's taxonomy places the organism in Eukaryota, Metazoa, Chordata, Actinopteri, Salmoniformes, Salmonidae. Gene Ontology annotation, biological process: lipid transport; lipoprotein metabolic process. Gene Ontology annotation, cellular component: extracellular region; membrane. The transcript is spliced from 7 exons. The coding region runs from base 834 to 2615 and encodes 593 amino acids. Gene Ontology annotation, molecular function: lipid binding.
CUCCCGCCCCCCAGAAAGAUCAUCAUGUAAAAGCGCCGUCAUCCGGUGUAAUCAUCAUAUCUUGCCACAGUGAUCCAAGACCUGCUUUCUUAUUUGUACAUUAUGCGGAGGGUUAUUAAGUAACAGAUCUUGACUAGUGAAAAGAGGUCUCUGCGUAAAUCACGUCACGUAAGCCUUCCUACUGAAUUUGAAAUGUGGGAAAGCCCCCCUCCCCCCGAAAAAUAUUUUACCUUUAUUUAACUAAGCAAGCCAGUUAACAAUUUCUUAUUUUCAAUGACGGUCUAGGAACAGUGGGUUAACUACCUGUCCAGGGGCAGAACGACAGAUUUGUACCUUGUCAGCUCGGGGAUUUGAACUUGCAACAUUUCGGUUAUUAAAAAUUUCGCCCCAAAGAAAAAGGGUACGGUGGGAUACCACUCCUCGCGCUCACAAUGUUUUCCGGGACCUCCGAUUCACAAAUGAAGUACUGUGUUUGCGCAUGUAGCUAUGCGAUGUCUGUGAAUCCGAAUUCAAAAGGAUUGGAGAACAGAAAUGUAGACUUUUAUUUUUCAUGCCUGUGAUUUUAUUUGUAUUUUUAAUCCAUAGUUCCAUUGGAAAUGCACUGGGGACAAGGCAACACUGUUCAGUAACGAUAUCAGCCAAACCAGGAAAUGUCCAAACACAGAGAAAGCAUCAUGUCACGAUCGAUUUCAUAAGCGAAAAUGUCAGUUGGAACCGGUACCAGAACCACAUAGGGGACCUUACAUUUAAGAGGUUUAAUAACUGGGGCAGUAAGGAGAGUGCUGUUGGGCUACAUUACAAAAACAACAAGGGCAGUGUUGACAAAGAAUCCAAUGUAUUCAUUCAAUAAAGGUUGUUCAAAAGAAGGAUCAGCGUUAACAAGGGAGCUCUUGGGCCAGUACAUCUCAGACACCCUCAGCCACAUUCACACAGUGAGGGAGUUCUGUGACAGGCAUUCCAAAUGGGCCCUUCAGAGGCAGACAGAACUGGAAAUGAUGAGGGACAUUAAGGAGAGGGCCGAGAGAAUUGACCUUAAGUUCGACCAUGUCCGUAACUCAGCAACCAAGGCCAAGGCGUUUGGGGAGUUCGUAUGGAGCGGUCUGACCCAGGUGACUGCAGACAGUAGGCGUGAGGAGCUGGAGAAGGAGCUGGGAGCUGUACUAAAGGACACUCUGGGAGGCCUGGAGAAGCUGGAUUACUUCCUGGAUGCUGUGGAGUGUCUGGCAGUCACCUGUCUGUUGGUGUUUGAGGAGAACAGGUUCCUCUGUCUGCCUCAGGGGACGAGCCCUGCCAGUGUUCAGGCUGUCAUCAUUGCUGCCAGAAUGGCCUGCCCUCUCCUCAUCUAUUUUAAGAGGGAUGCUAAGGCCUUCUUUAUGCCCAGCCUCCUCAAUGUAGAGGUGCUGGCCUGCCAACUGGAUAGAUACAUAGAAAUCAGCCAGCAGGUCUGUAAAAGGAUGGAGAAGGGAUUACAGAUCAGACAAGAGUCUGAGAAUAAACUUGGCUACAUCAGUCAAAUGCUGUUUUGGAAAAAGAAGGACAUCCCUGUGGUCAACCUUGGUGCUGAUGUGCGGGAAGAGUCCAUAGAAAAGAUGCUGGACCAUUUGAAUCAGCUGAGUGAUAUCAGGAUGGACCAGAACCUCAGACUGACAUUCCUGUUCCAAGGGGUUGCUCAGCGCUUCAUUGGUCAGUUCAGCCAGCGCCGACCCAGGAUGGAGCAGUUUCUGACCGAGUUGGAGGAGAAUGCUGUGCAGCUGGACAGGAUGAAGCUGGGGGCUAAGAUCUCCAGUGUGGCAGGCAGCUCAGUGGGGGUGGCUGGAGGGAUCCUAACCAUCGUGGGCUUAGCCCUGACCCCUGUCACUGGUGGAGUGUCACUGGCCCUCACAAUUGCAGGGGCCAGCCUGGGGGUCACCAGUGGGGUCAACAGUUUAACUACUGGUAUCACAGAGAUGAAGGUCAAUAGCAUUCAUGAGAAGAAAGCCAGUGACAUAUUCCAGAAUUUCAUGGAGGAUGUAGAGAGUCUUCAGGAGUGUCUGGAGGAUGUGGCCAGGAAUAUGGAGCCCAUCCUGGGGCAAAGCAGGGUGGAUGUCGUGCUGGGAGCAGGGAACGUGAUUUUCACAGCCGGGGCCAUCAGAAAAGGCAUCGACACCAUAAUAGACUGUGCCUCAGCUCUGAGUGUGAAGACCUUUGCAAAUGAAGAUCUGAUUGCAAGCGCUGGUAAGCUGGUGCUCCAGGAAGGCAAAGCAGCACGAAACCUACCCAAGCUAGCAGGGGACAUCCCGGACAUUGGACAGGUGGCCAAAGGCACACCACUAGCCCUCUCCAGCUCGGCGCGGGCUGGUUUUAUCACUCUCAACGCCCUCUUCAUUGGCCUGGAUGUCUUCUUCAUCUGUAAAGACAGCAUCAGCCUGGCCAAAGGCAGCAAGAGUGAGAGAUCCCAGCUCAUCCGUGCCAGAUCAGCAUUGUGGCGCACAGAGAUGGAGUCCUGGCAGAGGAUCCAUGACUCGCUGUGUAGAGGAAUUUGUAAGUCCAGGAAGUGCCAGAGAAUCCUGGAGCAGCCAUUUUAUCCUCUGGAGCAUAAUCUGAAAGAGAAAAAAUCUAUGUGUAUCACGCAGUAGGACAACAUCAAAUACUUACCAGUUUUAAGUUCAGGCCUCUCAAACAUACUGUACAGUGGCACUUGUAAUGUUCAACAGUCAAAAAUAGAUGACACAAAGCACUUUUUUCAUUUUUAUGAAUCAUUCUAUACACGAGUCUAUAAAACAAAGAUUAAGGUAAUUUGAUGAAAUGUAUUCAGUUUACUUGUUGAGAGUAGUCUGUUUAAUGUCAUGCCCUGUUUACAAUGAUGUGUUCAGUCAAAAUACUGAAAGUGAAAUAUAAUGUUUCUAUGAUUGUGAUGCUGACUUGUACCUUCAUACACAGAAGACUCACAUUCUUCACUUCAGCAGUAAUUGAAGAUGCCUUGCUAACAGGCAAUGAAACAUGUUCGUACAAUUUAUUCUGAUGUUGACUUGUGUGGAAAUGUUAUGAAAUGGAAAGGGACUGCUCAUGUCUGGCCUUUUUUGUGUUAAUAAUAAUAAUAGGCCUACUUGCUGGUAUUCUGAAGGGGAAAUAUAUAUAUAUAUAUAAAGUGGUCUUUGGUACUGCAUUAUCCUCAUGACAAUUUAAUACCAGACAUCAAUGAUCCUGGCCUCCCCCAGGAUCGCUGUGGACAAUGUCCCUCCGGACCCCCAGAGAGAAGCCCCUGGAGGGGAACCCCUCCCAACUAGGCAUCUGCCACUGUCAUCUGCCUCUCGGCAUCCUUGCCGUGCCUCCUCACCGCCUCCUUGGUUCUCACCCACCACGUCAAACACCCCUUCUGCCUAGGAUGCCAUGUCCCACAGCACUCUUCCCCCGCCUCUCUCCGAUAGAGUAUUCGCAACCCUGAGACCUCAAAGAGAGGAACUGCUUGGCCUAAAUGAACAAACAGAAUAGCAUAGUUCUAUUUCAUUGCAUAUAUCUUUAAACAACCUUUUCUCACAGUAUAUAUUAUAGCUGUCAAUGAAAAUCACUCAUGAGAUCACUACAAUCAUUGUAUUGAAAGACUGUCAGGACAGUUUCUGACUGCAGUGUUUUCACUUCCUGUUUCUAGUUUUGCCAGGAUAGAUAAAAAAACUGACCUGGCUGAAAAUCUGAGCUUCCAUUUCCACCAUGGCCUCAUCUGAAUCUACCGUUUAUCACACUUGUAUGAUAUGGCAACACACAACCAGUGCUGCCAAAUAUAAUUCACUUUCAUCAGAACAAUGUAUACAACAGCUGUUUUCCCCGGUCCUCUCUCCCAUCUUGGGACAUCUUGUCUGAAUGGCUUACGGUCUAUAGCCAUAAGUCUGGCUGUGACACAGCCCCAAACGAUACUGUAUGGGAACAGCUUCUUUGUGCUUGAGGGAGACAGCAUACAGAUUGAUGUAGCUCUGCCCUCACCAACUACCCAGUAACCAUUCACUCAACCAGUAUACAGAAACAUCAAGUAUCUAAAUAUACCAGAAACCUCAAUUGCUAUUAACAAUAUAUACACUUCACAGAAGAGCAGAAUAGGAAUCGUUGACUCAUUUUGAUGACUCAUGCCUGCUUAGUGAUUCUUUUUCAGUAGGAGAAAGUACAAAAUAAAUGGAAACAAGAGCCA